Messenger RNA from Exophiala mesophila, 1779 nucleotides. RefSeq lists its product as uncharacterized. Gene Ontology annotation, molecular function: transmembrane transporter activity. Lineage: Eukaryota; Fungi; Ascomycota; Eurotiomycetes; Chaetothyriales; Herpotrichiellaceae. Bases 164 to 1666 code for a protein of 500 amino acids. The transcript has a single exon. Gene Ontology annotation, cellular component: membrane. The record is from RefSeq and is a predicted model, not a curated record. Gene Ontology annotation, biological process: transmembrane transport.
CUUCAGACAAAGUUGAAAGCUCAAGACACCUCGUGGGACGGACGGGAGCGUCGAGAGAAGGAUGAAUUGAUACAUAUCAAGCGUCCAAUUUCCUGGAAGUCGUUGAGGACCACAACAUGUUCAGUUGGACACAAUCUCCAUCACAUCAGACAACUUGAUUGUUAUGGAUCACAACGACAAAGACACCAAGACUUCAUCCGUCGACAUGGCUUCGGUCAAGGACUUGGAGUCCACCACCAGUAACCAGGUCGGUGGAGGAGUGAUGGUCGAUGUUCAAGACUCUCAACUGUUGCGCAAAGUCGACUGGCGAAUUGUGCCGAUUAUGCUGGCCUGUUAUUUCCUACAAUUCCUGGACAAAGUAUUAAUCAACUACGCCAACGUCAUGGGUCUGGCCAAGGAUCUCAACAUGACGGGCAAUGACUUCUCGUGGAUGGCGACGGCCUUCUUUAUCGGCUUCGCAGUGGCUGAAUUCCCUCAAGGCUACUUGCUACAGAGAUUCCCGCUGGCCAAAGUGCUAGGCUUGAAUGUCCUGUGCUGGGGUAUCACCAUCUGUUGCUCUGCGGCGGUGACGACGUUUGCGGGCAUGGUCGCAUUGCGCACCCUGCUCGGUUGUUUCGAAGCCUGCAUCUCCCCAGCCCUGGUCUUGUCGACGUCGCAAUGGUACACCAAACGGGAAGCCGGACCUCGAUAUGGGAUCUGGUAUUGUGGCUUGGGUGCCGGCCAAAUCAUCGGAGGGCUGAUCUCAUUUGCCGCCCAACACGGGGCGGUAGGAUCAUCCUUUGGAGGCUGGCGCAUCAUGAUGGUUGCUGUGGGUGCGUUUAACCUCUUUGUGGCCACCAUGGUCCUCUUGUUCUUGCCAGACACGGUGGACAGCGCCAAGUUCCUGUCGGCGGAAGAAAAGGCUUGCAUUCAUCAGAAACUGGCGCUGGAUCAGGGAGGCAACGGAAAAAAGGUGUUUCGAGCUGCUUCUCUAUGGGAACUUGUCGUGGAUGCCCAAGUCUGGCUGCUGUUCCUGUUGACAAUCCUUAUUGUCAUCCCCAGCGGAGUCAUCACCACCUUCUCAGCGACCUUGAUCCGAGGAUUUGGAUAUGGACCGAAACAGGCGGCGCUCCUCAACAUGCCUUCAGGGAUUGUCAGCAUCGCCAGCACCCUCAUGUGCACGUUUGCCAUUCUACGUGGAUUUCCGCGUUGGCUCAGCAUCGUUCUCCUCCUCAUCCCUACCGUGAUUGGGGCGGGACUCAUGUCGUUCAUUGACGCCGACAACCAGGCGGGCAAACUGGCGGGCAUCUACCUGAUCAACUUUAUUGUCGCACCACUGGCCAUUAUCUACACUUGGGUCGGGGCCAAUACCAUGGGCUACACCAAACGUGUUGCUACAAAUGCAUCAGUCGCCAUUGCCUUUUCCAUUGCCAACAUCAUUGGACCUCAGACGUUCCAAUCACGGGAUGCACCAGACUACAUUCCAGCCAAGAUCACCAUUUUUGCCGUAGCGGGUGGUGCCAUGGUGGUGUCGGUCUGUCUACGAUUGUUAUAUGGAGCUCGCAACAGGAUCAAUGUCCGGAACAGAGAAGCACAACUGCAAGGAUUGACGAUGGACGAGGUCAAACAGGUUGAUGAUGAGGACAAGACUGAUCGCAAGAAUCCAGCGUUUGUCUAUGUUUAUUAGGCUUGGGUUGAUGUGUAUACGAGAAGAGAAUACCUAGGGUGGCUUUUAGUUGUAUGAAUGCGAGUGUUUUUGAUGUUGCUUUGGAUGUGUAUGUAGCUACAGCUUGAAUGAGA